AUGUCUCUUGAUUAUGUUCCUUUCAAGCUCCUGGAGAUCAAUAUCCUAUCCGCCCAAGACCUUCCUGCAGUUUCCAAAAUGUUGCGCACAUUUGCUGUUGCCUGGAUUGGCCCUGAUCAAAAAUUAAGCACAAGAAUCGAUCAUCAAGGCCACACCAACCCCACCUGGAACUACAAGUUGGUUUUUCGGGUUGACAAGAAAUUUCUUCGGAAUGAAUCAUCGGCAAUAACAAUAGAAAUCUAUAAUGUUGCAUGGCUGCGUGACCUUCCGAUUGGAACAACACAUCUUUUCAUCAACCACAUUUCACCUCCUCUGAUGCCAAAUAGUCCAACUAUGCGAUCUGUUGCUCUUCAUAUUCGUCGCCCGUCAGGGCAUCUUCAGGGAAUUCUUCACGUUGGAGUCAACCUGAUAGACAAUGGGAUUUCAGACAGCCCCCUGAGGAGCGAAAUCAGCGCGUUCGCUUAUGAAAAUCAGGUCAUGGUACGGAAUGAUCAUCAGAACGUCCAAGAAGAAAGUGUCAUAGAAAAUGCUCAAGAAAAUAUUGAGCACAAGGAUUUUCAAAUCCAAGAUCAACCCUCCGUCAGCCAAAAAGCAUUGUCUAAUGAUGAUGUAGUCUCGAGCAAUGAAGGUAGCAAUGAUUUGAAGAAUCAAAUGCAAUUGAAGUUGAGGACGAGAAGCAUGGCCUCAACAAAUUUAUCAUUGGGUACUGUCAUGCAUCCUUUGCCAUCAGAGGUUGCAGAUAACCUGAAGAAGGGAUUUUAUACCACGGAUGCGGAUGAUUAUGGCAGCUCCAUAUUUGAGAAUUGGAGCGAGCCAAGUCAUCGUCUUAGUUUGAGAUCAAAAAAUGUGGAAUGGCCAUCGGAGGAACAAAUUCCACUGAAAAAAGAUCAUGAAGGCCACAAAUUAAAAAAGCACCACAAGGGCCACAAAACAGACGAUCAAGAGGGCCAUAAAGCUGUUCGACCAAAACGAAGGCGGCCCUCGGAUGGAGGAGGAUUAUUCUCGUGCUUUCUGAAAGGUUUUGAAUUUACUUUUGUCUGCGGGUCUAAGAAUAUGACGAAAGAAAGAGAGAAGAUUCGUCGUCACCAUAAACUUCACGUUGACCAUGCGGAAGAAAACAUGCACAGGUUCUACAUAUGA
This is a messenger RNA of Coffea arabica (coffee), 1140 nucleotides long. RefSeq lists its product as uncharacterized. NCBI's taxonomy places the organism in Eukaryota, Viridiplantae, Streptophyta, Magnoliopsida, Gentianales, Rubiaceae. The record is from RefSeq and is a predicted model, not a curated record. Gene Ontology annotation, biological process: defense response.